Serpula lacrymans var. lacrymans S7.9 is the source of this 957-nucleotide messenger RNA. RefSeq names its product autophagy protein (gene ATG16). Lineage: Eukaryota; Fungi; Basidiomycota; Agaricomycetes; Boletales; Serpulaceae. The transcript is spliced from 3 exons. The coding region runs from base 291 to 851 and encodes 186 amino acids. The record is from RefSeq and is a predicted model, not a curated record.
GCACCUUCUUGGCAGGAAAAACUUCGCUUGCGAAUGGUAGAGCGCAAUGCAAGAGAAUCUGUAUACGCGUCUGUGAUUGAACAGUAUCGAAGACUAGCACAGCAAACUAAACUACUAAAGGAGCGCAAUGCGUCUCUGCUGAAGGCAGUAGGGUCUGUUCGCGCAAAUACAAAUAGUUCAGUGCCUGUCGUCCCAGGAGCAGACGCUGAAGAGUGCGCUAUGAAGUUUGUGGCACAUCGAAAAGCUUACUGAAUUUUAGUAUAUUUAGCUAUCCGGUUCGAGCAGCCUAUAUGGCCUCACUCGAGUCUCAAAUCUCAUCACUUCGUGACGAACUAGCAACAGUUUACAAAACGCAGGGCCAGAAUGCUCAGCGUCUUCUAGCAAUGAAUGAGACUCUAAGGGAGAAAGAGGAGCUAUGUCGUUCUGACUCGGAGAAUUUGAGGCAAGCACGAGAAGAAGUUAUUAUGUUCAAGCGGAAAGUAGACCAACAUAAUGAGCUUAUGUUAGAGAAAGACCGGACGGCUCAGAUACUACACGACGAAAUAAGUACAUUGCAGCUUGAACUUGGGCAAAUCGAAGAACGUAAUCAGAUGCUCACGAAAGACAACGCAAAGCUUCUCCAGCGGUGGCUCGACGAUAAGCAGGCUCAGGUAAACAGGAUGAACGAAGCGAAUGAAUUUUAUGAGGACAUGCGUUCAAGGCAUCAAGCCGUGCUUAACUGGAUGGAUAGUGAUUCUGACAGUCGCAUUACGGAGCACAAAGAGAGAGGGGGGAAUAUCGAUAUAGAUGCCAGUACUUGUGACUGCAUUAUCGACAACGGGAACGAAAUAAGAGCUGAAAGCGAGAUGUAGUAGACCACUAGUGUUGGAAUUCGAGAAUGUGAAAAUAUUGUGUAGCUGUGACACCUCAGUCAGCUUUUCUCAGUAUCAAUAGUAGUCACUCAGAUGGAAUUCUUUG